Emiliania huxleyi CCMP1516 is the source of this 1242-nucleotide messenger RNA. RefSeq lists its product as hypothetical. The coding region runs from base 1 to 1242 and encodes 413 amino acids. Gene Ontology annotation, biological process: ribosome-associated ubiquitin-dependent protein catabolic process; rescue of stalled cytosolic ribosome. Gene Ontology annotation, molecular function: ribosomal large subunit binding; ubiquitin protein ligase activity. The record is from RefSeq and is a predicted model, not a curated record. Gene Ontology annotation, cellular component: RQC complex; cytosol. Lineage: Eukaryota; Haptophyta; Isochrysidales; Noelaerhabdaceae. The transcript is spliced from 3 exons.
AUGCUCUCGGCGAUGCUCGACGGGUCCACGGACGGCGAGCAGGCCCUCCUCCUCCGCAAGAUGGCCAAGCGCGACACCGUCACCAAGCUCAAGGCGCUGGGCGAGCUCCGCGAGGCGCUCUCGGCGCACGGCGCCAGCUGGGCGGCGGAGCUGAUGCCGCACUGGGUGCCGCACUUUGUCCGGCUGAGCGGCGACGGGUCGUGGCAGGCCGCCGCCGCCGCCGACGCGCACGCUCGCCGGGUUGGCUCGGCGCUGCGGGCGGCGUCGCACCUGCUCGCGGUCGCUGCGGAGAGCGGCGAGGCCCCUGCGUCGGGUGCGCGUGCGGCGCUCGAGGCGGCGCUGUGCGGCGGCGAGGUGUGGAGGCUGGGGAGCGCCGCGUCGAGCUUUGUGCGGACGGGAGCGUACGGCUGGGCGGGAUCCGUCCUCUCCCACUCGACCGCGCUGGCGGCGGGCACCGCGGCCGAGAUGGCGGGGCUGCUGCUCGGCGGCCUCAAGGAGAGCGAGCCCGCCUGCCAUGCCGCGCUCUGGGAGCCACUGCUGCUGCUGCUGCGCGACCACGGCGCCGCAGUCUCGUGUAGCGAGGCGGCGCGCCACACGCUGCCGCGCCUCGUCUCACUGCUCGAGCACGGCUGCCACGGCGCCGCGCCGACCGUCGCGCGCGCGCUCCUCCCGCUCGUCUCCCUCCUGCCCGCCCCCCUCUUUGAGCCGCCCGCCUCCGCCGCACUCCCGCCCGCCGCCGCGCUGCUGGCCGCCCUUUGGCGGGGCCUGGGCGCGUCGGCGCUGCCGCCGCAGCACGGCGCCCAUCUGCUGCGCGCGUACGGCGAGCUGCUGCAGCUGCUGGUCGUGCGCACCUCCGCCCGCGGCGCGAGCGCGGCGCCCCUCUUGCGUGAGGCGCUGUGCGGCCGCGCCGCGGCCGUCGUCGGCGACGGUUGCGUACUCCCGUGCCGGGCCAACCGCACCUGCGCCGACGGCGAGGGCGCCUCAGAGCCGCUCGUGCUCGACGCGUUUGCAAUCGGCCGCCUCUGCUCGGGCGAGAUCCGCACCUGGGACGACGACUACCUCGUCUCGCUCAACCCGUGGCUCGUCGGCGUGGGUACCGUCCCGAUCGUGCUGCAGCAGGAGCCCUCGACGUCGCACACCAUCGCCGUCCUGCGGGACAAGCUGCACGCACUCCGGCCGCGGGCGUCGCUACUGGCAGGAAUUCUGAGUCACCAUCGUCGGGACAUGCUCCAGGCACUAUGA